AUGGGUAAUCACCAACGGCCACCGGGUCAGCCCGAUACCAGCCCAGCGACCCACCGUCUCAUUCGCGCCGCCGACCACUACCUCCGCGAACGCAGUUUCGCCGACUGCUGCAACUACGCCCUCCGCGCUCGCGACUCCGACCCGACCCAUCCUGCCCCUACCUCUAUCCUCGCCGUGGCCACCGUCCUCGCCGCCCCGACCCCACACAACUACUACGCCGUCCUCGGCCUCCCGCAUUUCGAGCCCGACGCCGCUCGGAUUCGGUACCGGUACCGAACCCUAGCCUCCAAUCUGAACCCCAGUGUGAACUCAUACCCGUUCGCGGACGAGGCUCUGGAACUGGUUCUGACAGCGUGGUCCGUUUUGUCAAACCCUGAAGAGAAGGCAAGGUUCGACGAGGAGCUGAGGAAGACCCUGUCCGCUUCUGAUGGCGGCGGUUGUUCGUCGAGGAAUAGUGCUGAUACGUUCUGGACAAUUUGCCCCUACUGUUAUUACGUUUACGAAUUCGAGAGGGCUUAUGAGGAUUGUUGUUUGAGGUGUUCGAAUGAGAAGUGCAGAAGAGUGUUGCACGCGGUAGCUAUUGGCGGGCCCGGCCCCCCGCCGGACGUGGUGGAGAAGGGUCAAUACACGUGUGCCGGGUUUAUACCGUUGGGAAUUUCGGGUGGUGGAGAUGGUGGGGAGAAGUUGUGGUCCCCAUUCGAGCCACUGGUAGGGCCAGCUUGUAAUGUGGGGGAUCAAAAUGCUGCUAGUAAUGGAAAAGGGGCUGUGAUUGAUGUUUCUGAUGAGGUGAUGGUGGGAAGGGAAGGUGAUGAAACAGUAUGUAGUGAGUUUCAGGAUCUCAGCCAUGGAAAGAGGAUGAAAUUUGCAGUCGAAGCUAGUGAAUAUGGGGAAAUGAAAGAUUUCAAUGGCGAAGGACUUGCGAGAGAGAAUGAGAUUGCACUCAUGGAGAGGGGUGUGAAAGAGGGAAGAAUGAUGAGGGAAAAAUCUGUCCCAUGGAACUCGAAGAAGCUUAUGGGCAGAGGAGUGAAGAUUGAUGAAAAUCAGGCUAACUUGAUUUUUGGAUCUGGUGAAAGUGGAGAUUCGAAUGUGACUGAGAGCAGUGAAGAGGGUUUGGAUUUUGUGUUUGGAGGUGAAAUGACCAAUGGCUUUGAGAUUGAGAGCGGGGUGGAGUUUUUUGAGGGGGAUGACGAUGUUUUGAUAGGUCUGCAGGGUGAUUUUGACUUGGCCAGCAAGGAGUUAGUUCUUAAAUGUUUACCUAAUUGA
This is a messenger RNA of Striga hermonthica, 1263 nucleotides long. The record is from the annotation of a GenBank genome assembly. Lineage: Eukaryota; Viridiplantae; Streptophyta; Magnoliopsida; Lamiales; Orobanchaceae.